Messenger RNA from Caenorhabditis auriculariae, 3072 nucleotides. The record is from the annotation of a GenBank genome assembly. NCBI's taxonomy places the organism in Eukaryota, Metazoa, Nematoda, Chromadorea, Rhabditida, Rhabditidae.
AUGAGUCGCGUCUCGCAUCAUGUUUUGUUGAUCUUAUGCGGUACGUGAACUUUUCUGUUUAGAUUUCAUUAAAACAAGGAAAAUCUGAAAGUUCCGUUUUUAAAUUCUUUGAGAAAAUUAUUACAAGAACAAUCGUUUCUGAUUUUCUUAGAAACUUCAACUCGGACAGUUUACAUCAGAAAGAUAAAAACGAACUUUCUUGUGCUUUUUUCAAGAAAUUAUUCCUUCAGCGUGUCUCCAAAAUGUUCUCUGCGACAAAAAUGUUGCGCAACUUCUGGAAAAUCUGCUUUCGGACUACAAUCGCGUAGUGAGGCCUGUGCACAACGCGUCGGAUGCGCUCAAAGUGAAAUUUGGCGCAAAUCUGUGUCGCCUAAUUGAUGUGGUGAGCCUACCAAAAAGCUCCUAAAACCUUUUGAACAUGUUUUAGGACGAAGUGAAUCAGGUCUUAACGACGAGUCUGUGGCUCGAAAUGGUGUUGCUCAUUUUCUUUCCAUUAUAAGCCACAUAUUCCAGCAAUGGGUAGAUCGAAAGUUGAUGUGGACGCCGACGGAAUGGGGAGGAGUGGAGACUGUUCAUAUUCCCUCUGACCAGAUCUGGAUCCCGGACAUCGUCUUGUAUAACAAGUUGGGCAUUUUUGAGUGAUUUUAGAAUAAAGUUGGAAAAAUCCAGUGCCGAUGGAGAGCCUCACAUCACUAUUUCAAGUUUGGCGAGGGUUGAUUUCCGAGGCCGAGUCGUUUGGCAACCGCCAUCGAUCUACAAAAGCUUCUGCCCAGUGAAUUUUUUGUUUGGAAUUUUCCUCAAGAUGGAUGUUUCAGAUCAACAUCAAAUAUUUUCCGUAUGACUGGCAGGAAUGCGUGAUGAAGGUGAAUAAAUAAAAUUUAGAUAGUUUUUAAGAGAUUUUAAAUUUUUUAGUGGUCUCUUAGUAGAAAUUAGACCUCUAUAGUGGCUACUAAUUUGACUACUACAGUGACCACUAAAAUUUCAAAAACCCUAUAGUGGCCGCUAAAUUUUUUUCCCAGAUUGGAAGAAGAGCAAGAAGUUUUAAUCUUAAAGCUUUUUUUGUGAAGAAACGCCAGAAAAACAGGGAAAAAUAAAUCAAAAAUCUAUUUUUUUUAAAAAAUCUAUCUAACUUAUCUCGGUUAAAUUACACAAUUUUGAUUCUUCUUUUUACUAGUUUCUAUUUUUUUCAGUUUGGUGGCUGGACAAAUGAUGGUGAAACGCUGGACUUGGAUCAGAUUCCAGUCAACGUCGAAGAUACUCCGAUUCAGAAGACUGACGACGCAGGCGUCGAGUAUUUGUUUCUUGAACGAGGCCUUGGAUUAAGCUUUUACCAUGAGUCCGUUUUUUCCUCUACUCAAAACAGCCUUUCUUGAUCCUUUUCUCCUGAUGAAGUUCAAGUUCAAAUAAAUGUUUUUUCAGAAGCGCUGAGUGGGAUUUGUUGGGAACGACGUCGUCCAGAUACGCUCAAAUCUAUCCUGGUUGUUGCGGACAACAAUAUUACAUUGAUAUAAAGUUUUUUUGAAAGAAAAAAACUGCAAAAAAAUUCCUAUUUAUAGGUAUAAAAUUGUGAUUCGUCGUAAAGCAAUUUUCUUCACGGUUAUGCUGACCAUUCCCUGUAUGUUGAUAGGUUAGUGUUGCAUUAGUGGGGAUUCAAAUAUGAAAAAAAUUUUCAGCCAAUUUGACGCCAUUCGUGUUCAUGAUUCUACCCAACGAGCAUAAAAUGACGUACUCCAUAUCAGUUUUUGUAGCAUUCACCGUGUUUUAUUUGGUUCUGAUUGAGCUUAUCCCACCAACCUCGGUUUCACUUUCUCUCAUUGGUGAGUUGAAAAAUUAGCAAUCAGGGGGAUUCCCUGGCAGUUUGGAGUUUAUGGGGAAAAAACGCUCAGGAGCUGAAAUAUUGAUUCAUAGCGCCACAAGUUUUUGAUACUACGAAAACUUACAGGUGUUUACCUGCUUUUUACGCUAUUAAUGGUGGCUGCGUCGAUCGUGAUUUCGGUAGUCACUAUAAACAUUUAUAGAAGGUGAUAAAAAAUAGUUUCUUUUCUUUCUGAAGUACACUUUUCACAGACAAGCCUUCGCAUCAGAAAUGUCUGACUGGCAAAGAUGGUUAUUUGUGCAGUGGCUGCCGAAAUAUCUGAACCUGAAGUCGCUGGACAACGACUGUGACAAAAGUUCGGACAGCGGCACUACUACUCCUCGAACUGGUUAGUGUCUUCUUAAUCAACUUCUUGACGAUUUUCUCAAAUCAAGUCCUUUCACAAAAAAAAAAAAUUUCUACUUUUUUUAAAGCAGCUUUAUUAUCAUUUUCUUUUUCUCUUUCUUGACGGGCAAGAGUUUUUCCUAAUUGGCCUUGAAACAUGAUGAAAGUCUACAAAGAAUCAAAUUACGCGAGGUCUAAUUGAAGAAAAAUCACAGAUCUCUAGAGCGCUCAUAGAUUUGCAAAGCUGAUCAAACGUCUUCAAACUAACAUUUGUUCUGAUAAAACGAUUAAAAACGUUUCGGCCUUGAUGUUCGAAGCGAUAGUCCGCCUGUAUCUCUCGUCUUUGAAAAACGAAAAAAACCUAUCAAAAUUAUUUUUAUGAGCAGAUUCCGUGUCUGUUGUUCACAAAAACUCGGCUGUCACGAAUUCGCCUGUUUUUCCAACUCAGCGACUUCGCUUACUGAGCUUAGUUCAAGUAAAGCCUCAUAUAGUGAAUCGAAGAAAAAACAAUAAUCCAGAUGGACGAAGCUCUGAAGAGACGCUGUGUGGCUGACAAUCUCGACCUUUUCCGAAAAAUAUUUGGCCAUCUAAAAAUCAUAGCAGCACAUUUCCACAACCAACAGCUGGAAAGCCGGGUUUGUGGAAAGUUCGGAAAUGUCAGAGAGAAGAAUUUGCAGAUAACCGACGAGUGGCAGUUGAUGUCUCUUGUGAUCGACAGGGUUUUCCUCAUUUUGUACCUCGUGAUCAAUAUAACCGCAAACAUUCUCUUUUUCUACAAUGCUCCCACUCUUUUCGAUCAGAGACCUUCGCUAACUCAGACUAUUGCUCACAAACCUUUGAGUGGCGAUUCUGUCAACGUUGUCCACUUUUAG